AUGGACAACCUAGAUCAGAUCGACAACGAGUUCGAGCUGGCCGCGCCGGAGACAGGGCCACCGCCUAAGCAGAUUCCUCCAACCUCCUACGCCUAUACCGCAACAUAUCUUCGCGAACCACUCUACCAACCGCAAUUUGACGAUAUCGUGCCGGCUCUCCACUACCCCUCAUCUGCACGACAAGUCGACCGUCCCAUGGUACCGCCUCUAUACCCUCCCCCUCUACCUCACGCCGAUCUAAUUCCAGUACCACUUCCACGUGUGCCAUCGGCCCCUCGUCCACCACAUCGUCAGGUGUUAGAUAACUUCUUCCCACCGCAGACACGUCAGUCUCGCAAGCGAAAACGUACACCAUCAUUCGACCAGUGGGGAGACACGUUGGCGGAAGAGGAUUUCAAUCUUGUCAUUGUUCUCACUCUCGAUGGUCGCUCCACCAAGACGAUCGGUCGCCAACUGAAAAUGGUUCUGCCUCCAGCGAUCAAUCACAAUAUUGAGAAGCCUGAAUACAUCUUCGAGAUCCAGAAGUAUGUCGGUACUCUUUUCCAUGAGGGUAGAUUGAUUGGAGCCUUCAAGCCUACCGUGCUUAACGCCAUGAUCGAAGGCUUCCUCAAAUGGUGCACUGGACAAGACAACAAUGGCUUACGCACACUUGCUCGCGCAAAAGAAGCCGAUGACUAUGGUGAUGACAAGGCACAGCUCAGAGCCCUAGCACAAGCGCGAAAAAACCAUGGCGCGACUCCCAUUAACGAGCAAUAUGGAUACACCACGGCUUGGGCUCAAGAACAGACUGGGGAAUGGAGGAACAUGAUGGAGGAAUGGUGGACCAAAGGGACUGUCAAGGGCAAGAAUAUCCCCGAGCAGAGCCUUUGA
Cyphellophora europaea CBS 101466 is the source of this 870-nucleotide messenger RNA. RefSeq lists its product as uncharacterized. Lineage: Eukaryota; Fungi; Ascomycota; Eurotiomycetes; Chaetothyriales; Cyphellophoraceae. The transcript has a single exon. Bases 1 to 870 code for a protein of 289 amino acids. The record is from RefSeq and is a predicted model, not a curated record.